AUGGAGGACCCUGGCCAUGUCAUGGAAGAGGAGGCCGAUUCGACAACUUCGUUCCUGACUAAAGAGGUACCCCAUGAUUUAGCAAGACUGUAUUACACAGUGCAGCAACACGGCCCGGAGUACCGUUUUGACGCUGAGCUUGACGCCGGUCGCAUCUCCUCCCAAUUACCACCGCCGUGGAUUGUCCUCACAGCCCAGGGUAUUGGGGCCGGUUUUGGAUCCACUACGGGGCGCCGGGAAACCAUCGAUUCUUCGAAGGGCUUACCCGUCCAUUUCAGCGUGCGCGUGGCUACCUGCCUUGCCUAG
Fusarium odoratissimum NRRL 54006 is the source of this 306-nucleotide messenger RNA. RefSeq lists its product as uncharacterized. Bases 1 to 306 code for a protein of 101 amino acids. The transcript has a single exon. The record is from RefSeq and is a predicted model, not a curated record. Lineage: Eukaryota; Fungi; Ascomycota; Sordariomycetes; Hypocreales; Nectriaceae.